AUGGAUGAUGGUAAAUGCCCUGUGUGUUUGGUAGAAGAAGAAACAACUUGCCAUGUCUUAUGGAAUUGUCCAGCAGCAAGAGAUGUAUGGAGAGGAGAUUCUUCACUCUUCCAAAAAUGUGCUUGGGAAGGCUGCAAAUUUAUGCACUUGUUUGAAUACUGUAGUCACCGAUUCAAUAGAGAUGUUUUAGAACUUAUGGCUGUGAUUGCAAUGAAGAUUUGGCUCAGAAGGAAUUCUUUGAUUUUUGAAGGUUUUUUUGCUAAUCCUAAUUCCGUAUAUAAAGAAGGGGUCAAGGCAUUAGAGGAAUUCAAACAGUACAAUAAGAAGGAGGAGCCUCCCAUCCAAGCUGAGGUACUAGCACCAGCUAUAGAAGCUCAAAAAUGGCAACCUCCACCACCGGGAGUCAUCAAAGUUAAUUGGGACGCUGCUCUAAAUUUGUCAGCCGGCUGGGUAGGGUUGGGAGUGGUGGCCCGGGACUAUAUGGGGAAGUGUUUGGGUGCUCGAAGUCUUACACGAUUGGACUACCAAAAGGCUGAAAAGAUCUCCAAACAGCGGCUACCAUCACAAGAAAGAGCGUCGUCACAGGAAAGAGCACCGGAAAAUCGCCUGAAGAACACUGGAAAUUUGUCGGAAGGUCGUUAG
Alnus glutinosa is the source of this 642-nucleotide messenger RNA. RefSeq lists its product as uncharacterized. The record is from RefSeq and is a predicted model, not a curated record. Lineage: Eukaryota; Viridiplantae; Streptophyta; Magnoliopsida; Fagales; Betulaceae. Bases 1 to 642 code for a protein of 213 amino acids. The transcript has 2 exons.